Molecule: messenger RNA, 3329 nt
Organism: Nannospalax galili (Upper Galilee mountains blind mole rat)
Lineage: Eukaryota; Metazoa; Chordata; Mammalia; Rodentia; Spalacidae
Gene: Rnf168
Product: ring finger protein 168
Exons: 7
Coding region: 173-1885 (570 amino acids)
Biological process (GO): double-strand break repair; protein ubiquitination
Cellular component (GO): nucleus; site of double-strand break
Molecular function (GO): ubiquitin-protein transferase activity; nucleosome binding; metal ion binding
Source: RefSeq, a predicted model, not a curated record
GGCCCGCGCUCCAGCCUGGCUUCCCGCGGUGGUUGCUCUCUGGGAGCGGCCGGGCAGCCCAGAGCAAAGCGUCCUCCCGGGUAGGGGAGCCGGAGGCGUCCCGUCCGCCUUUCACUCCGUCGCCGCGGCGUGUCCUUGCACGGUGUUGACGUUGUUAGGCUAGCAUGUCAAAAUGGCUGUAUCCGAAAACCGCAUCCCUUCGUUGUCGGAGUGCCAGUGCCAGAUUUGUAUGGAAAUCUUGAUCGAGCCGGUUACCCUCCCCUGCGACCACACGCUCUGUAACCCGUGCUUCCAGUCGACCGUCGAAAAGGCCAGUUUAUGCUGUCCCUUCUGUCGCCGCCGCGUCUCUUCGUGGACUCGGUACCAUACCCGAAAAAAAUCUCUCAUCAAUACGAAGCUGUGGGAGGUAAUUCAGAAACACUAUGCAAAGGAAUGCAAGCUUAGAAUCAAUGGACAAGAAUCAAAGGAAAUCGUUGAUGACUAUCAGCCAGUUCAUCUACUGAGUAAGCCUGGGGAAUUGAGAAGAGAAUAUGAGGAGGAGAUAAGCAAGGUGGAGGCUGAGCGACGAGCCAGCAAGGAAGAAGAAAACAAAGCCAGUGAGGAGUACAUACAGAAAUUGUUGGCAGAGGAGGAGGAGGAGGAGAAAAGACAAGCCGAAAAAAGGCGAAGUGAGAUGGAAGAACAGCUGAGAAUUGACGAGGAAUUGGCAAGGAAGCUAAGUGGCAGCAUUAACAAUAACUAUGAGAGAGAAAUCAUGACUUCUCCCCUGAGUUCCAGAAAAUCAGAUCCAGUUACAAACAGGUCACAAAAGAAAAAAAUGAGCAAACAAAAAAACAUUGGAGAUAUUCAGAAAUAUUUGUCACCUAAAUCAAAUUUGUCAGCAUCACAAUCUGAAGUUGUGCUUGAAGAAGACAAAAAGUCCUUCUCUAAGGAAAUUGACAGUAGCGACAUGAAGAGCCCUAUGUGGCAAGACUCAGAAAUUGAAAAAGAUAUGCUAGCACUGUCUUCACAAAUGUGCCUUGAAACUCGGGAACAAGGUGCAGAGUCACCUGUGCUGGGGUUAUUUGCCCACAAUACAAAACAGUGCCUUGAAGAAAAAGUCAGAACAAGAUCAAACAAUCCUAAUGAUUUAUGUGUUGCAAAUCAUGAGGGACCUAGAACUGAAGAAGCUGUAGUUAAGCCUUGUGGCAGAACAGAAACCACCGAGGACACUGUAUCCGGUGUGACAGAGUUAACCGAGGACACUGUAUCCGGUGUGACAGAGUUAACUGGGGACAACAUAAUUCCCACAGAAAAUAUUAGAGAGUGUCAACUACUGGUCAAUGAAGAUGGUUUCAAAAGAAAAAACCAGGAAUCUAUGUUUGAAGUGUUCACGGAUCCAUGCUUUUCUUCAAAGAGAAGGAAAAUGUUCCCUAAAUCCUCAGAUCAAGAAGAAACAGAAAUUAAUUUUACACAAAAACUGAUAGAUUUGGAGCAUCUGCUUUUUGAGAGACAUAAACAAGAAGAACAGGACAGAUUAUUAGCGUUACAACUUCAGAAAGAGGUGGAUAAAGAACAAAUGCUGAACCGGCAAAAAGGAUCCCCAGAUGGGUAUCAGUUGCGUGCUACAUCCUCGCCACCAGACAGAUUGCUAAAUGGACAGAGGAAGACUCCUAAAGAUAGAAACUCCAGAAAACAAACAAAUACAGAGUAUUUAAAACCUCAGAGGAGCUCAACAGAUAAAAAUUGGCAACCUUUUAAAGUCCAGUUGAAGCAUUCCGUUAAUGGAAAAAAGAUUCCAAAUUCUACUAGAGAUAAUUGUGAUGUAUCUAAAAGUGCUCAUUCCCUGAAGCCUUGUAAUUCACAGAAAAGUAUUUUUCAAAUGUUUCAGAGAUACAGCAAAUAAAGCAUGAAUUAAAACUGCUCUGUAAUCUAGUAAAGCUGGAUUGUGAAGCUUUUCCAUUGUAAAAUCUAUAGAUGUGGGGCUGGAGAGAUGAUCUAGCGGUUAAGAACACUGACUGUUCUUGCAGAAGACCUGGAGACAAAUCCCAGCACCCACGUAGCAGCUAACAACUGUCCAUAACUCCAGUUCCAGGGGAUCCAACAGCCUCUUCUGUCCUCCACCGGUAUUGUACAACACGGAUACACUUACCUACAUGCAGGCAUAAUACACACAUAAAAAAAAUCUAUAGAUGUAUCAUUAAUUCCUGCUUGGCAAGCACACUCAUUUUCUUUAAAGGUAUAAUUACUAAAGAAGACUCUGCAGUCCUUAAGAAUCCUUUCAUUGUCAGUAGCUGAUGUAUACUAAGCUGGACAAUCUUUGUGGGUAUAAAAAUGCCUUAGUCUUGCUGGGCGUGGUGGCACAGGCCUUUAGUCCUAGUACUUGGGAGGCAGAGGCAGGUGGAUCUCUGUAAGAUUAAGGCCAGCCUGGUAUACAUAGUGAGUUCCAGGUCAGCUGGGGCUACAGGGAGCCCCUGUCUCAAAAAAAAAAAAAAAAAAAAAAGCCUUAGUGAAGAAGUGUCAAGGUGCCAUUCCCUUUCCAAGAACCCAUGUUUUGUGAAAGUCUUGUCUUUUUGUCAUGAAUAAUGACCAAAGCAUGAUGACAUUCUGGCAGGUGGUGGAAGAAUCCACAGAGGGUUUAAAAUUCUAGGUUUUCUUGCUACUUUCCCUUGUAUUUGUAGACCAUUCAAAACAUAUCUUCCAUAACACUAAAGUAAUCCAUUUUCAUUGCUGCUUUAAAUUCUAAGCAUUAUAGCAGUUCCUGUAAUUUAAAAUGAUUGGAAUCAACAUCAGUUCAGAGUUUUCUAGGAAAUUGGAAUUCAUUUAGCACAAAGACAGCAGCUGUUAAUGUGAAAGGGUUUAAGAAUGGGAGGGGACUAAGUCGGGGAUUGGCAAAUGGGGGGGGGGGGGAUCAUUGGAACUGAAUAGGUAAUCAGAAAAGGUCCAGAAUGGAGACUAAGUGUCUUGGCAGAACAUUCUCUUUGCUAAGUGAAAUAGAAAACAUUUUGGUUUUAAAGCUUUUCACACCAUUGUAUGGUAUCUGUAGUGAAAAUAAAAAUUAGUAUAUGAACUUUUGAAAAUAACUUUGUUUCUUCCAGAAAAGGAAUCUGUUGUGGAGUAACCAUGUGUUAAUUUCCUUAUUUGUAUUGGUAUAAAAGUGGUUUCAUUUCAUUUGUGAAAUUUAGCUUAGACUGCCCUAGUCCAAAUGUUAACCUUAAUUUAUCUGCAUAUUUAUGUUAUUUGAGUUUUCCAGAUUUUGUGAUUGUUUUGAUGUUGACCUUUGCAUAAUUUAUGGCAUUCAUGUGAAUCUUAUUAGAGGUAGAAUUCUGCUAAUUUAAACUUCAGUUUAC